AGCCAGAGUCUUUUGGUCAAGGCUCCAGACUAAAUGUUUCUCGGUGCACCUGCCGCAUGUCCUGUAUGCGCUAUGAAAGUAUGAGCGCCAUAUGAUGCUCCGACCGGCGGGUAGCUAGCUAGCAGUCCGUAGGGGGACUUUUCUUCAAUUUCCAGUUGAGUCCGGCAAUAUUGAUAGGUUGUCAACGUGUGCCCAAAAAUGUUCAGAUAUGGAGGUACAGAUGAAGAGCCGCAGCUGAAAUUGAAGAUUAAGAAUUUGAACCAGAACAUCGUCUGCAUCUUGUGCGCAGGAUACUUCAUCGAUGCUACCACCAUCACAGAAUGCCUCCAUACGUUUUGCAAGAGCUGCAUUGUGAAGUAUCUGCAGAUGUCCAAGCAGUGCCCAAUGUGCAACAUCAAGAUCCACGAGACGCAACCCCUUAUCAAUCUCAGGCCGGACAGAACCAUGCAAGAUGUCGUCUACGGUCUGGUGCCUAAUCUCUUUGAAAGUGAGGAACGAAGAAAGAGGGACUUCUAUCGAGCGCGAGGCUUGGACAAAGUACAGAGUAAAGUGCAGCAGAAGUCAUUCAGUGGCAAGUUGGAUCCGUCCGGCGGCCACUUCUACCGGAAUGAUGAACAGGUGUCAUUGUGUCUGGAAAAGUACAGAUAUCAGAUAGUUGGCGAGCAUGAGGGAGCAUAUACAUGUACAGUCCUUCAGAAGCGGUACAUCCGUUGCUCGGUGCGAGCUUGCGUCUCCCACCUGCAGAAACUGCUCGUCAAGAAGCUGGCAAUCCCAGACAGAAUGGAGAUCAAUCUUUAUUGUGAUGACCAUAUUCUGUACGAGGAUGAGCCAAUGAAGUACGUGUGGUUAGCCCAUUGGCAGGGCAAGGCAGCUCCCAUGGUUCUACACUACCAGGUGGAGUCCAGUAAGUCCGCUGCCGACAAAAACGGAUGAACCGGCUAACAUUCGGCCAAAAGUGUGGCACUUUUCUGUUGAGCUCAUUAUGAAUAACAAAGCAUCUACAAGAUUUAUGAAACAAAAGUGAUAUCCCCUGCUGGCCCAUCUUCUUCUUCUUUCGUCUCGUAACCACGUAUGGUCGUGGGGGUGUCACAGCUGUUGCAGUCUGGGUAAGCUUCCUCCAUCCCUGGCAGUCUCUGGCUACAAAUUGCGACUGGGCGAAGUCCAAUCCGGUCCAGUCAUCAUGGAUGCUGUCUCCCGUCUUCUUUGUCUGCCUCCCUGGUCUCCUUCUUUCCUCUCACUGUGCCCUGGAGGAUGGUGCUUGCCAGUCCAUUUUGCUCUUGUCCCGUGGCCAUACCACUUCAGUUUUCUUUGUUCCACAAACAAUAACCCCUGGCUGACUCAUACACCCUUAUUUUGCCAAGUAAAAAUCAUGUAGGGUAUUUCGAGGAGCAAGUUCCUGCUGGAACUAAUAGUGAACUACAUAGCUCCAAACCUUGUCUUGUUCACAGUGGGCAGACAAGUCUUGUCAAUUUAAUGGAACCAGUCUAAAGAGGUUGCAUCAUCGGUAACCAUGUGCAUCGCAAUAAGCAGUAGGGGUCCGUGAACUUGACAUUUUUAGAUUAUCUUUUUGCACAGGCAUUUAGUACAUUAACAUAAAACAAUAAACUUGCGCUCGUGGAACACAGAAAUGUAGUGGGUCUUGCGUCCCACAUACCACUCGUCCUUUGGCCUCGUGGCAUGUGGGACACAGACGCACUACAUUAUUCCGUGUUCCACUCGCGCUCGUGGGAUAACGAAUAGUCGAUACAUCUUAGUAGGAAUGCUUGAGCUCUACCUCCGCUUAUUCUUACCCUUAAUCAUGCAGCUGUUUGAGAUACCAAAGACUAUUACUAAAUGGAUUAUUGGAACCCAAUUCUUUCCAGUUUUUUUUUUCUCCAAGAACCUUCCAGGAUUCUCCAAAAUCUGUGUAAGAACAUAAUGGCAUAUUGUUUGUACUAACUUUCAUGGGGUAUCAAACCCCAUGUGAAGUAAUAAGGGCUUUUCACACUGUCUAAAAUCUCAAUCUUGGACCCGGGUCCAACACACACAUUUCAGGCCCCCUUUCACACUAG
Molecule: messenger RNA, 2051 nt
Organism: Patiria miniata (bat star)
Lineage: Eukaryota; Metazoa; Echinodermata; Asteroidea; Valvatida; Asterinidae
Product: polycomb group RING finger protein 1-like
Exons: 8
Coding region: 199-933 (244 amino acids)
Biological process (GO): negative regulation of transcription by RNA polymerase II
Cellular component (GO): PRC1 complex
Molecular function (GO): promoter-specific chromatin binding
Source: RefSeq, a predicted model, not a curated record